UUCUUGAAAAAAAGAAACGAAAGUUUAAAAUAGGAUAUGCUACAUCUAUAUUUGGCGUCUGAAAUAACAAUUAAAAUUCAUAGGUGAGGCCGUGGGUUUUCUUUCACCUUUUCAUUUCAUUUCUCUCUCAGGCAAUCUGCAUGGAUUCUCUCUCUUGUGCUUUGAACAACGGUUUAUAGCUUCACCUGGCUUGAUAAAGAGCACAUGAUAUCUGUCUAGGCGAGUGAUUAUUUUUUUGUGAUGAAUGAAGCACAACUGGAAAACCCCAUUUAUAUGGAAAUUAAAUCAGAAGACAAUGAAAUUGAAUUCCAAGACAAUGAAAAUCGAGCUUUUGCAUCAGACAAAGGAGAAAAUAGCGGUGUAGUUUUCUCAAGAGAAACACCAUUUAUCAGGACAGAGUCAAGAAUGUCCACUCAUCAUUGUUGCAAUGCCAAGAAGCUCAAAUCCAGGGCCGCAACAAUUGACUGUGAGCUUGGGAGUAGUGAGAAAGUUGUGUUGGACAAGAAACUGUGUAGACAAGACAGGAUUGAAUUGGGUCGAUUGUUGCAAGGUGCAGUGAGUUCCCAUAACUGGGAACUUGCAGAAAGUUUGAUUAUUGUUGCUGAUCCACAAACACUUAAUGAUGCCUUGUGUAUUACACUGGAUUCCAUCUGGUUCUUGAGCACCGAACUAGAGCUUAAUGGAAUAACUGUAUUUAUCAGGAAGAUAAUUGCUAAUGGUGCUUAUGACUUCACUAGAGCUACUCUAAGGACUUCAUUCCUUGCUUCUUGUGUCUCUGCAUGCCAGAGCAGAACGAUGAGUCUUGUUGAUACUAUUACUGUAAUGGCUCAGAGGUUGCACGAGCGUCUCCAGGAAUGCAAUGGAGAUGAAGUCUUGAAGGCAGAAGCUGGUGCUAAGGUGCAAAAGUUUACUGAAUGGGCUCUGAAAUGUAUUGGCAUCCAUUCCCAACUUCAGGACGGCGGUGAUAAUGUCAUACACAGCUCAGCUGUUGAGACCCAGCUCCGAUUAUCUGCCUUUAAGACCUUCCUAGAUCUUGUUGGCAAUCGCCUUACGGGGAAGGACUUCAGUGAGGCCUUUGAUGCGGCUUGCUUUCCUCUUACUCUUUUCUCAAGCUCAUUUGAUCCAGGUUGGGCAUUUGGCAUGUCGGCUGCUGUCAUCCAAGGGUUGCUGGGCAUGUUAGUAGAGGGGGGUGCAGACAAUGUCAAUCAGUGUUUCUUGGAGGCUUCACGUUUUGGCAGUACGGAACUUGUUCGUGUACUAUUGCAGAUUGCUCAAAGAAACAACUUGGAUGUUGAUGUUGACUUGGCAUUGGGCUUUGCCUCCCAUUACUGUAAGAUAGGCACUAUGGAGUGCUUGGUGGAAGAGGGAAACGCCAUUGCCUUUUUGGGCCCUUUGAUGAGAGCUGCUGAGAGGGGCUGUUUGCAAGUUGUUGAGUGGUUUGUGCAGAGGGGCUGCCGAGACAUGGAGCUCUGCCUUGCCCUUACAGCAGCCACUUCUAGCUGCCAAGUUCAUAUUGCUUCUUAUCUUCUUCCCCAUGUACCCCAGCAGGUUCUCGCAGCACUUAGUGUUGAAAUUCUCAAAGCUGCUGGUGAACGCAGUGGUGGGUCUCUUGAUGGUGUAGCAUUUCUCCUCGAAUCUGACUUCUUAGGUGAUCCUGCAGCUACUUAUGCUGUGGCAGACAUUAUUGCUAAAUUGGAGGAUGAGGCUGUUGCUCCUGAGCUAAAGGCUUUUCUUAAGGAGCAUUGGUCAGAAGGAGCUUACAUAGAGGGACUAAGGUUAGGGCAAGAGCAUUACACGAACCUUGUGAGAAUCAUUAAAGGGGGCGACUCUCCUAUUUGCUUGAGAGAUCUUCCUGCUCCACUGACAGUGGCAAUUGCUUAUCUCCCACUUUAUAGAGAGUGUGUCAAGGCAGGAGGCCGUUUGUUUUCGCAACGACUUAGGGGACAAAUGGUUGAAGCCGCAAGAAGGCUUGGGGAGAGGGUCUUUGAUGAAGUGACUUACGGUGGAGAUCUACUGGUAAUUUUGGAGCGUCAUCUUCCCCACUUUUUGCUCCCUCCCACCAGCCACCCAACUUAGCUAGAUUUGGAUACCAUUGUUAUAUAUUUUUCAUUUUUUAUUUCCUCCCGCCACCCUUCUUUGUUAUGUAAUGAAUGAAUGUCGCCAUUGAUGACAAUUCUUUUCCUUCUGAGAGACGGGCUUUUAUGGUAGGUUUUUCUCUUCCUCUACAACCUAGUGUCUUAAAUGUGCAUAUUUUUUUUUAAUUUGUUAUUAUUUUUAGACUAUUUUAAUGUAUUAUUAGAACUAGUUAGUAUUGUACCCUAAGUACAAGUAAGUUAGUUGCAGUGAUAUAUUUGAACUCCAA
Messenger RNA from Cicer arietinum (chickpea), 2362 nucleotides. RefSeq names its product ankyrin repeat protein SKIP35-like. The record is from RefSeq and is a predicted model, not a curated record. NCBI's taxonomy places the organism in Eukaryota, Viridiplantae, Streptophyta, Magnoliopsida, Fabales, Fabaceae.